CGCUUCCCGGCGCUGGGAGGAGCGCGGGGCUCCGAGGCUGCCGUCCUGGGGACCUGCGGCGGCGGCGGCGGAAUCGCGGUUGCCCUUUGAACGGGGAAAAAAAACAAAAAAGGGAAGGGAAGAGCGAUGAAGACGCUGCAAUGCCUCCUGCCAAAAGUCAAGAGCAAAUCGCAGUUGCAGUGGCUCUGCUAAAACUUGAUAAUGCGGGAUUUCAAGCGAUAAAGAGCUGCCGGGCUUGCGUGUACUGCAGUGGGAACAAGUUGCAGAAUGAAAUCCAGGCGUUAAGGGACCUGUUUUCCACUUCGUUGUUUGCAAAGGAAUCUACUGAAAUGACUUUGAGGAUCUUUAAACUGGAACUAUGUGGAGGGCGAAUGCACCCCCCUUUGUCUGCGUCCCUCUCCUCCUAGCUGCCCUCCCGCGCUGCCAUGUCGCUCGCAGGCUGCGGCGGGGACCACGCGUGCGGCCAACGGCACGGAGGCCGCCCCUGAGCCCGGGCACCGAGGGGCGCGACAUGCCCGGGGCCGCGGCAUGCCCUGCACCAGCACCACUGGCACCACCAGCACCGGCUCCACCGGCACUACCGGUACCACCGGCACCCGCCGCCGCUCCGUCUCCUGAGGCGCUGGGGGAUAAAGCUGGCAAAGAUGAGGAAAAUUGGCUGUGCUCUCCUGGUACUCCAAGCUCUUCUGGCGCCUUUGGAUCUUGUUCGUGGAGCGGAGAAAAGUUAUCCUGUCCUGAACAUUGCAGUGAUUCUGGGAAGGACCAAGUCUAUCACAGAGAGAGAUAUCAGAGCUCUCUGGACCAGGGAAAUGUCAGCAGACCUGACUGUUGAUGUCAAUGUGGUGACCCUUCUGGUGGACCAGACUGACCCUAAAAGCAUCAUAACACACAUUUGCGACUUGAUGUCAGGCACCAAGAUCCAUGGAGUGGUUUUUGGAGAUGAUACUGAUCAGGAGGCAGUAGCUCAGAUUUUGGAUUUUAUUUCAUCUCAGACUUCUAUUCCAAUUCUUGGAAUUCAUGGCGGGGCAUCCAUGAUAAUGGCAGAUAAGGAUGUGAUGUCCACGUUCUUCCAGUUUGGGGCUUCCAUCCAGCAGGAAGCCAUCAUCAUGCUGAAGAUCAUGCAGGAUUAUGACUGGCAUGUGUUCUCUCUGGUGACCACCACCUUCCCUGGAUAUCGAGACUUCAUCAAUGUUAUUAAGACCACAGUGGAAAAUAGUUUUGUGGGCUGGGACAUGCAGAAUGUCAUCAUACUCGAUACCGCCUUUGGAGAUGCCAAGACCCAAAUUCAGCUGAAGAAAAUUCAUUCAUCUGUCAUCCUGCUAUAUUGUUCCAAGGAUGAAGCUGUCUACAUACUGGAUGAGGCUCGUUCCCUGGGCCUUACUGGCUAUGAUUUCUUUUGGAUAGUUCCCAGCCUGGUUAGUGGUAACACAGAAAUCACUCCCAAGGAGUUUCCUUCAGGGCUCAUUUCAGCAUCUUAUGACGAAUGGGACUACAGUUUAGAAGCUCGGGUACGGGAUGGCCUUGGGAUUAUUGCCACUGCUGCAUCAGCCAUGCUGGAAAAAUACUCCUUCAUUCCGGAAGCAAAAACCAGCUGCUAUGGACAACUGGAGAAAAAUGACCGGCCAUCUCACACCUUGCACAAGUUUAUGAUGAAUGUGACUUGGGAAGGUAAAGAUUUGUCCUUCACAGCAGAUGGUUAUCAGGCACACCCCAGGCUGGUGGUGAUAGUACUCAACAAUGAUCGCCAGUGGGAAAAGGUGGGGAAAUGGGAGAACAACUCCUUGAGCCUGAAGUACUCUGUCUGGCCAAGGUACAGCUCUUUUGCAGACAGCGACCCUGACGAUAACCAUUUGAAUAUUGUCACCCUGGAGGAGGCUCCCUUUGUCAUUGUUGAGGAUGUGGAUCCUUUGAUGGAAAGUUGCCAGAAAAACACUGUGCCAUGUCGUAAAUUUGUCAAAAUUAACAACUCAACUAAUGAGGGAACUAAUGUAAAGAAGUGCUGCAAAGGAUUCUGCAUUGAUAUCUUGAAGAAGUUGUCUAAAACUGUCAAGUUCACCUAUGACCUGUAUCUGGUGACUAAUGGGAAACAUGGCAAAAAAGUCAAUAAUGUGUGGAAUGGAAUGAUUGGUGAAGUGGUAUACCAUCGUGCAGUUAUGGCUGUGGGGUCUCUCACUAUUAAUGAAGAGCGCUCUGAAGUGGUUGACUUUUCAGUGCCAUUUGUUGAGACUGGGAUUAGUGUCAUGGUGUCACGGAGCAAUGGCACAGUUUCACCAUCUGCUUUUCUAGAGCCUUUUAGUGCUUCUGUGUGGGUGAUGAUGUUUGUUAUGCUUCUCAUUGUGUCCGCCAUGGCUGUCUUCAUAUUUGAGUACUUUAGUCCUGUAGGAUAUAACAGGAACUUGGCACAAGGGAGAGAUCCCCACGGACCAUCCUUUACCAUUGGAAAGGCAGUGUGGUUACUCUGGGGCUUGGUAUUCAACAACUCUGUGCCUGUGCAAAACCCCAAAGGGACGACAAGUAAAAUCAUGGUGUCAGUUUGGGCUUUCUUUGCUGUCAUUUUCCUGGCUAGUUACACUGCCAACUUAGCUGCCUUUAUGAUUCAAGAGGAGUUUGUUGACCAAGUGACUGGACUGAGUGAUAAAAAGUUUCAAAGGCCAUAUGAUUAUUCACCUCCUUUUCGAUUUGGAACAGUCCCAAAUGGAAGCACAGAGAGGAAUAUCAGAAACAACUACCCUGAUAUGCAUCUUUACAUGACGAAGUACAAUCAGAAAGGAGUGGAAGAUGCCUUGGUCAGCUUGAAAACUGGGAAGUUGGAUGCUUUCAUCUAUGAUGCAGCAGUGCUGAACUACAAGGCUGGAAGAGAUGAAGGCUGCAAACUUGUCACAAUAGGGAGUGGAUACAUCUUUGCCACUACAGGCUAUGGAAUUGCCCUUCAGAAAGGAUCACCUUGGAAGAGACAAAUUGAUCUAGCCCUCCUUCAGUUUGUUGGAGAUGGGGAAAUGGAAGAGUUAGAAACCCUGUGGCUGACUGGUAUCUGCCACAACGAGAAGAACGAAGUCAUGAGCAGCCAGCUGGACAUCGACAACAUGGCAGGAGUGUUUUACAUGCUUGCAGCAGCCAUGGCACUCAGUUUAAUAACCUUUGUCUGGGAGCACUUAUUUUACUGGAAACUUAGAUUCUGCUUCACUGGAGUCUGCUCAGAUAGGCCGGGAUUGUUGUUCUCAAUCAGCAGGGGUAUUUACAGCUGCAUUCAUGGAGUACACAUUGAAGAAAAGAAGAAGUCUCCUGACUUUUCUUUGACUAAUUCCCAAACCAACAUGUUAAAACUACUGCGAACAGCAAAAAAUAUGACCAAUAUGAACCCUUCAAGAAUUAACUCCCCCAAAAGAACAGCUGAUUUUAUUCAGAGGGGUUCCUUGAUUAUGGACAUGGUCAUGGAUAAGGGAAACUUGAUGUUUUCUGAUAACAGAUCCUUUCAGACAAAGGACAACUUUUUUGGUGACAACAUAAGUGAACUGCAGACACUUCCUGGCAAUCGACACAAGGACAAUCUUAACAACUAUGUUUUCCAAGGUCAGCAUCCUCUCACGCUGAAUGAAUCCAAUCCAAAUACAGUAGAGGUUGCAGUAACAGCAGAAGCAAAAGCAAACUCCAGACCUAGGCAGCUUUGGAGGAAAUCUGUUGAAUCUUUACGUCAAGAAUCUGUACGUCAGAGCCAAGGUUCCCAGAGAGAAGACGGGUCAGAUGAAAACAGGCAGCUUUCAGUGAAAAGCCAAAGAUACCUCCCAGAAGAGGUCAUCCAUUCAGAUGUAUCAGAGACAUCAAGCCGAGCUACUUGCCAUAUGGAACCUGAAAACAACAACAAGCACCACAAAACCAAGGACAAUUUUAAAAAGAGGACAGUAGCAUCAAAAUACCCAAAAGACUGUAGUGAAGUGGAACUGACAUAUCUGAAAACCAAACAGAGCUCUCCACGGGAUAAAAUCUACACAAUUGAUGCUGACAAGGAGCCAGGAUUCCGCUUGGACACACCUCAGUACAUCGAAAACAUUGUCCUUCCAGAAACUAUAGAGCUUCCUGAUGUUUAUCAAGAUCACAAUGACAUCUACAGGAAAGCAGAACUUGCUAACAGGACUCCCUCGCAUAAUGAAGACAGUCUUCCAAAUAAUGACCAGUAUAAACUUUAUGCAAAGCACUACACUUUAAAAGAUAAAAAUGCUUCCCUAGUUGACAUGAACGAUAGAUACAGGCAGAAUUCCACCCACUGCAGGAGCUGUCUUUCCAAUUUGCCCACUUAUGCAGGACACUAUUCGAGCAGAUCUCCUUAUAAAUGUGACGCGUGCUUGCGGAUGGGGAACCUCUAUGAUAUUGAAGAAGAUCAGAUGCUGCAGGAUACAACAAACUUAUCACUUCCUGAAGAAAUAUAUCAGCAUAGUUGGUCACAAAACAAUGCCCUGCAAUAUCAUAAAAAAAACAAGCUGAGGAUUAGCAGGCAACAUUCUUUUGAUAAUAUUGCUGAUAAGUCCAGGGAAAUUGAUUUUGGAAGACCUUCUCGUAGUAUAAGCUUGAAAGAAAGAGAAAAAUUUCUACAAAGUAGUCCAUACGCAAGCAUGUUUAGUGUUCCCUCAAGCAAACUGUUGAGCAACAAGGCCUCACUUUUAACUCAUGCUCUGGAGGACAGUAAGCGGAGCAAGUCCCUGUAUCCUGUUCACUCAGAUGAUAACCCCUUUCUGCACUCGUAUCGUGAUGACCAGCACUUAUCUCUUAGGCGAAGUCCAGCUGAUCUUUAUAAACAUUCAUUACCAACAAGAGGAAGAAAUGAUAAUUAUUUAAGGUCAUCCAUAAAAUCUACAGCAUCUUACUGUUCCAGGGAUGGUCGGAUCCAUAAUGACAUCUGCUGCUAUUCUUGAAGAGGAGAAAAGAAUCUUCCUGCAUAAGUGACCAUCCUUUCUGUACCUUUCUGGAUGGUGCUGGUGACUUGUUACAUUUUCCUGAUUACAGCUCUAGCAGUUUGUUGGUCAUUCCUAUCACCAAGAUUUCACGUGACUCCAGCUGGAACUGAAUCAGGCUGUAAAUGAUAUGGGCCAUUCUUGGUAGCAUGUCCUGUAGUGUUACACUGCUCCUGGACGACAACUUUUGUGGAGGCAGGAUAUUGAAUUGCUGAGGAAUGGAGUAGGUACAUGGAGGUAAAACCAGCUACAUAGACAUACCUGCCUCUUGCUUUUUUUCUCUUUUAAAGACAUUGUAGAAUUUAUUCAUGUUUUUGUCUUUCCCUUUUCACCACAGUAAAUUUGCCUUUUUCCUUUCAAAUGGGUUUUGUGUUCUGCUUGUGUUUCUUAGAGCAGUGUAGCCACCCAAUAACUUAAUGCAUGGAAAUAAGACAUUUUAAUAUAUAAGAUAAAAUUAAGGAAAAUUAAGAGUUUUCGUAUUUCUGGAAAAUUUCAUUUAAUGUUUUUGCAGCUUUUGCUCAGAAUUAAUUAUUCUGCUAUUUAAGGAGUUUGAUUAGGAGAAAGAGUGCUGUGGACAAACAGAAACCAAAUCACCGCCAGCUCACUGUGUUUUGGCAGCAUCUCAUAAACCCCUGUCUCUAUCUGUGAUGUUUCAGGAACACUUAGGAGGAGAAAUACAGCUCAUGAGGGAAAUCAGAAACGGUUUUUUUUUCCUGGUGAAAAUAAAUCUUUUUACAUUGUUUUAAAGGAAGCAAAAGCUAGAGCUGUGUGUCUAGCUUUGGGUUUCAGUGCUGGAAGGCUUUCUGUUGUCAGUGCGGAGAGAGAGAAAGCUCCCUCUGGAUGGUAGUUUAGAGCAGUGAAGGCUCAGGAGCAGAUAUGUGUGUGAGGUGUCCUGAAAGAUUUUCUCUCUCUCCAUGGACUUUAUAGAAAGUAUGGGCUUCUAACUUAGACAUCUCAGUUAAAUGGGCUUAGAAAAGUAAUGGUCUAUUCGUCCCCAGCCUCAAAAAUCCACUAGUUAGAUCCACAAGUGGGUACCAAGUUAAACCUUGCAGGUGCAUAUGGGUUCCUGUGCUUCUGCACGUAGUUACUAAGGUGGCAUCUGAAAUAGAAGUGUCAGGAUCUAUUCCUUGCAGAGUAACUUGCUGCUUUCAUAUUUCUGCAGUGUAACAUAUGCAUCUUAGUGAUGGGGAAGAUUUUGGUAGUAUUCCUUCCCUUGCUGGGUUCAUCAAUAUAGAACAGGAAUUGUGGUAUGAAUCUAAGGGUCUAAGAGUCAGCUUGGAUUUAGGAAGAAUUCAAGAGGUGAAUCUUUUUUGUUGUUUUACACUGCAUUUAAGAUGUUUGAUAUAUAAAAUCUGGUGAUAACAGAUCUUUUAUGGCAAAAUCCUCUCUUAGUUAAUACAGAAGAGUAACUGUGACUUGGCUAGAUUGUGUUAGGUGUCAAUCAUUACAUCAUGUUCUUCUUUGAAGAUGGAGUGUCAUAUAUUCCCUUGCUAAACCUUCCCUUUCCUAGCUCUAGUCCUGUCUUAGCUCAAAAGUCCUUUUAAAGUAGGUAUCUUUUCUGUAUAGGGCAAUCUGGUUUGCAAUGUAAAAACUGUUUUCCAGUGAUACACUUAAAUUGUUUGUUUUACCAAUGUUAUUUUUUAAUCUAAACUUCCUUCCUAUUGAAAGAUAAGCCUUCAAAAUAUAACAGUGCUGAAGGAAAGAGCAUAAAGGCCUUUUAAAGUAUAACUUAGGAUAUAACCCAUUUCUCUGUCCAAACUCACCUGUACUGUCUUAUUUAAAUGUAGUAGUAACGUGUUAGUAUUUGCUAUCACUAGGAGGGAGCACAGUUUAAUCACAGCUGUGUAUUUAUUGGUGGAUGUAAGUGCAAGUACAGACAGAUAUGUGAUAUGACAGCGGAAAGGCUCAAUCUGCUCUGGCUGGAGUCACCUGUGAAGCUGUGGGUAAACUGGAGUCGCCUCAAGACCAUCACGUGUCUUCCAUCGCUCUGGUCAUGCAGACUUUUCUGUCUGAUGUGCACAUGUUGUACAGAGUGUGAAAUGCUUGUUGAUGCUCAGCUUUCAUCAUGGAAUGAAUCCCAUGUUCACUCCCAUUGCAGCGUCACUGUGGUGUUUGUGGGAUGGAGAGGUGGUUGGUUGUGCUCUCUAGUGUCUGUUGCCGUGUUAAAUGGGAGCAGAAAUCCUGACUUGCUUCUCUCAGCUCUGCUGGGGAGGGUUCCUGUGCUCUCUGUAAAUAAGCUCCUCAUUUAUGUCACCUCAGUCAAGCUUUUGAUUUUUUUUUUUCUGCGUGCCGUGCUUCUCUCAACCUGUGUACAGAGUAUGCUGUCUAAAACUACGUGCUCUUCCAAUGUCCUGCAACUUUGGAAGUCAGGAUUACAAGUGUGCAUCGCCCUGCACUGCAGUGAGAAUGCAUUUAGUGCUUCUCGCAGGUUCAUGAGCUUUUUUGUUAUGUACUGCAGAAAAGAUCUGCUGUGGUUCAAACUGUUUUGUUUUUAAAUGAAUGCCAGUCUAACAGCUGUAAGAAUCCACUGCUGAUUUUGUGAUGAUUUUGUCAUAUCUAUAAUUUAAGAACCAGAAAUAAUGUAAGUAAAAUUAACUUACCUCACUAUUUACCAGGUUUUUGUUGGUUUGCACUUAAAUGACAUUUUUUACUCCUUUUGUUUAGUUCUUUACCUGUAUUGAAAACAAUGCUAAAUUAGUAGAGAAUAUAACCAUGCUGUAACAUUGUCAUGCAAUACCUUUAUUAGUAGAUAACCACACUAAAUAUAGUAUUACAUAUUUAAAAGAGAGAUGGGUUUAACUCUCCAACUCUUAAGAAGUAGUGGUGAUAAGCAGUUAUACUCCUAGAUGUUUUGUCCUUUCCCUUUUGUAUUAGUAUUUGUUUUCACUAAUAUAUUUCAAAAAUUAUAUUUCUAUGUGCACGUUAGAAAACUGUGAAAAUAAAUGCCAGUAAAUAUUGUGAUACUUAUUCAGUGCACUGUAAAGUUCCAAGUGAGAUGAUAUUUUGCUUGGGAAUUGAUGAAGGUUUCCUCCCUUCUCAUAAAUGGUACUAAGCUUUAAUGUGGCCAAUGAUAAUAUUUACAGUGACAUGAAAUUUGAAUGGGGAAUGUCUUGUUUUGCAUUUCUAGUACUAUUACAAGAAAUGAUAUGUUUUUCUCAGCAAAUGUAUUAUGAGAACACUUUUUAUUUGUGCAUUGCAGUACAUAAGAAUAGCUGUUUUGAGGAGACUUGUGUUACAUCAUUACUACAGGAUUCUUUAGUCCGGUAAUUUUUUAUUGAGCCCAUUUAAUAAUGGUGUUUAAUGGCACAAACCUUUUCAAAAUAUAUUUUGGCUUCUGUUUCACAUUACAAACCCUGUAUUUGGACUCAGUGAUGCAGUCAAAGGCCCUUUCAAGUCUGCUGGGCCUCCCAGUGCUGCUGUGGAAGGGGACCUUUCUUGUUCACUGUUGGGACAAGAUAAGAGGAGUUGAGAAGAAUGUUGGAGGGUGUGUUAUGCAACAUUUGAAGUGUCAAUGAUCUUCAAGAGUGAAAACAAAAAUGAAACUGGAGGUUCACAGCUCCCCACACCAGCGGGUGGUCUGUGACAGGCUGCGGGGUGUGUGGUUUCUGAAGGAAAUAAUUUAUAACUAAAGCAAUUUGAGCUCUACUGAAGUUUCUAAAAGUCACUGAAAAAAACAGGAGUUGGCUUUUUAGGUUUUUUUUUUAAAGCCAAAGUCUUUAUGUUUUCAUACGAGGUUUCACAGGAAAAUGGGCCAAAGAAUACAAUUAAAUAUGCAAAAGAUUACUCCUAUGGAAAAGGGUAUCCUGUCAUCUUGAUAUGCACAAGCAUAUUAACGGUAAUGGGAAUAAUGUGUGUAAUUCUCCUGUACAUUGCUAUGUAGGUUGCACUAUUUUGAAUGAUACAAGCCCGAUAUUUUAAUUACCAAAUAUCAUAAGAAGCUGUUUAUUAAUAAACUUGCUAACUUAAAUAUAUAUACAGUAUACACACGUGUGCGUGCAUACACUUUCCAACCUAGUCAUGUGUGAAUCAUCUCCCAAAGCUGUGGGACACAUUUCAGCAGGGCUUUAUUUUAAGGGAUUCUCUUCUCUCUUUUACAAACCUCCUACAUCCCAAGUCCUCUAGCAGCAUUUAUUGUAGGGUUUGAUACCUAGUACAGAAGAGGCUGAAGGACAUGCUGGGAUCAGGACUGAAUUGUGCUAAGACACGUAAACACACGGCAGAGGAGAGUUACUGUCUGAAAGAGCUGGAAAUGGCACUCACUAUAAAUAACAAAGACAUAGGAAAAGGAUGUUUUCUUGCAGUCUUCUGAAAAUUCAUGUCCAGAGAGGGUCUAUUGGCCUGGUGACUGACUAACAUUCUUUGUCAGCUUACACGAUCCUCAUCUGGUCAUUAAACAUGUUAUAUGAGGUAGCUGAGGAAGGAUACCUAAACCCCUCAAAUUCCCAGGGAAGAUCAGCUGAUGUGUGCACCAGUGCCUGCCCAUGCAGACUGGGCUGUUUCCCAAGCUGGUUUUGCACCCAGAGGCAGUAUUUAGCUGUGAUGUUUGUCAGAAUCACUUUUCUCAAUGCACAGGCUUUUGAGCUUUCUGUUACUGGUGAUGUAGAGAUUUUGCCGAAGAGAUGAUUGUGGUAUUCAGCUUCUUUUCUAAAGUUACAAAGCUUUAACCAAAAAGUAUGACAGAAAAAUACCUUGGAAUCAUUUGGGUUUUGUUUGUUGGUUGGUUUUGUUUGUUUUUUUUCAAAGGGAGAGUUGGAUAGUUAUCAAUUUUUCCACCUUAACUGAGAAACUGAAAAUUGUGUAGGGUCAGAUUUUGUCUGUGGUUCAUUACAAAUAUGUCUUGGAGAAGAACUUGGAAUCAAGUCCUUCAUCGGCAAGAAGAUAAGUUUUGGUUAGUUCAUUUUUACCUGGCCUAGGUCUGGAUUCCAAAUUAAGACAAAACACCGUUUGACUUAAACAGGGAUGUGUGAGGGAGUGAUGGGAGAGCAGAUCCUUAGCGCAGUUCACGCUCAGAAUUAAAAACCCCCAAACCACACCUAAUGUUGCAAAGGUAUGGAAGGUGCAUCAUGUAAAAUUAUGUGCAGCUGGGAUGGAAACGAGUGACAUUUUUAAUAAGAACUGUUUUCAGGUUAUACUUGAUAUCAGGUAUCAUGAUUUGAAAUAGUCUUACUCAUUUCAGAACGUCCAUUUUGCACUGGUGAAGAACAGCUUGAUCUCUCUGUCUUCACACCUCACACCCACAUGCACAUGCACAGUAUAUCUUGUGUCUUCCCUGUUGAAACCAGAAGGUACAAACAGAAUUCAUCAAUGUGUUAGGUAAACUCCUACCUGAUUCUUAACAAAGUAUGCUAUUUUUAUGCAAAAUUUACAUCUAUCCAUUUCAGGUUCUCUCAGAAGCACUUCACCUGUGAGUAAAUAAUGUUAGUUUUAAUUCACUGGAUUCAGAUUUACACUAAUCCUGAAGGGCAUUUCAUGCUUCCUUUCAUCCUGUGUAACUAUUUUUGCUGGCUUAGAUGAAAUCACUGAUAUUUCUGUGCUGCUAAAAAAACUCCACCAGAAGUAUUUUAAAAUCUCAAAUUACACUUUUAAAAACAUUUUAACCUGUUUACUUGAAUAAUGUAAAUUUAAUGUGUUGUCCUGAUGAGUCUUUGUAUACAUACAUGUAUACAUACAAGCUAUAUAUAAGCUUUAUAUAUAUGUAUAUGUAUAAAGCUUUUGGGGAGAAUGAUGGGCAAGACAAAAAUACAUCAUUGUGACCCAGAUUCUACAACCAUUUAUUAACAGUUUCAAGUAAUACAUUGCUAUUUUGAGUUUGACUAGACAUUAUUUGCAGUUGACUCUCAAAACCAAGAUGUAACUGGAAAUCAGUACUGGAUCUUCAGUCACCAUCCUAAGACCAGUUUAGUUUCAUUUGUAUCUUGAGAAACUAAGAAUUCACAAUAUUAACUUAGGAUUUUGGUCAGAAAGAAACUCAGUUGUUAGUACAGUUGGAAAAGUAUUCUUGUUCUGAUGGGAGAAAAAUGUCCAGGUGUACUAAUCUGACCUGCUUACCAGAGCACUGCUAUAUGUUGCAGUAGAAGAAAUUUGCAUUCCCUAAAUAACAUCUUGCCACAAAUCUUGGAACCAUUUGAUUCCAUGCACAGUAAAUUAAAAAGCCAAACUUCUGUUAUUUACUUGUGCAAUUUACUGUGACAGUCAAGAGUAUAAUAUUUCAAACCAAAAGGUAAGUCCUAAAUUCCCAAUUGCUAGCAAAGAACAGCAGAGGUUUGAAGACCUCUUAACACCUGGGGAAAUAAAUUGGGUUGUUAGAAUAGGAACAAAAGAACACUGGUGAAAUGGAAUCAAGCAUAAAAUACUUUAAGAUAAGAUUCAUAGUCUAAUGGAUUCUUCAAAAGGAAGUGUUUAGGGAACAAGAGAAUAAUUACAAGCUAGUUUUGACAUCCCAAUUACUGCCUGGUUUAUUAGGUAGGGUUAGCAAACUGAAAUGAAUUUCAAUACACAUGUUUCUGUACACACACGGUGUCAACUGCCGUGUUAUAGAUACACAUACACCCAGCUACCCCUGCACCCCUCUGUCCCUGCCUCUGGAAUCCUGGUGGCAGUGGGAUCUACCCAAUAGCACACAUUGCAGCUUGAAGGAGCUGGGAUGUUCAUGCUCUUCUCCCCGUGGUACGCAUAUACCACCUCACAGCAGUUCACCCUGACCCAGUGCAUGACUGAGUGCUAAUACUGUAUAAAUAUUUUGAAACAUAUCUAAAACAAAUGUUUGCUUCAAACUUUUUAUGAUAGAGAAAUAUAUAAUUAUUAUGGUUGUCUUACAAAUUGUAUUGUGUUCAUUUUUUUGUUAAAUAUGUAGAAAAACAUUAAGGGAAUGGGGGACUCGAAUGUCUGUGCGUACCGAAAUGUAUAUAUUUGGGGAAAACACACGUGCCAAGUAUAACAUGAUGUAAAAAUUGUAAAUAUAUGAAAAAAUCAUUUUUCUAAUAAAGAUAAUUUCUGCAAAUUGA
Molecule: messenger RNA, 11950 nt
Organism: Strigops habroptila (Kakapo)
Lineage: Eukaryota; Metazoa; Chordata; Aves; Psittaciformes; Psittacidae
Gene: GRIN2A
Product: glutamate ionotropic receptor NMDA type subunit 2A
Exons: 15
Coding region: 645-4907 (1420 amino acids)
Biological process (GO): monoatomic ion transport; excitatory postsynaptic potential; synaptic transmission, glutamatergic
Cellular component (GO): postsynaptic density membrane; plasma membrane; NMDA selective glutamate receptor complex
Molecular function (GO): transmitter-gated monoatomic ion channel activity involved in regulation of postsynaptic membrane potential; NMDA glutamate receptor activity
Source: RefSeq, a predicted model, not a curated record